Messenger RNA from Tribolium castaneum (red flour beetle), 3748 nucleotides. RefSeq lists its product as uncharacterized. The record is from RefSeq and is a predicted model, not a curated record. Lineage: Eukaryota; Metazoa; Arthropoda; Insecta; Coleoptera; Tenebrionidae. The coding region runs from base 293 to 3073 and encodes 926 amino acids. The transcript is spliced from 8 exons. Gene Ontology annotation, molecular function: protein binding.
CUUCCUUUGAAUUCCUGAAAAAGAUUCUUGAAUUUCAUCCAAUUUGCUGCAUAAUUCUCGUUUUGCGAAAUAUUUUUUGCAGCCAAGUUACAUUUUUCGUGUAGUUUUGAAACGCUAGGAGGUUGGCAGCAUUAUUAAUAAAAUGUCAACCUCUCCGGUUGUCUUCCGUCAAAAAUGAAUCACAGUUAUGGUGCGAGUGUGUUUACAUUGAAUGUUAUUAUUGUGAUAAAUGUUGUAAAAUUGCACAAAAAACGCUGAUUAUCGGGACUCCUGAUUUCAAAUACGGUACGUCAUGCCGUCAGCUCGGCUCACCCUCCGUGAGGAGGACGUGGUUCGACUGGCCCUCGAAUUCCUGCACAACCGCGAGCUGCACAUUUCCCAGUUGAGUCUCGAACGAGAAACCGGCGUAAUCAACGGCAAUUACUCGGAUGACGUUCUUUUCCUGCGACAACUGAUACUCGAUGGACAAUGGGAUGACGUACUGGAAUUCAUCCAACCGUUGGAGGCUUUGCAGGCCUUCAAUAUGCGCAAAUUUAGCUACACGAUCCUCAAGCACAAGUACAUAGAGCUGUUAUGUAUCAAGUCGGAGGCCAACGUGCAAGGGAACAGCGUCGACAACGCGGUGGAAGAAGUCGUUAAAGUCCUAAACGAUUUGGAAAAGUUUGCGCCUUCCAAGGAGGAUUACUCGAAUCUGUGCUUACUUCUGACGCUGCCGCGGCUCACCGAUCAUUUGCAAUACAAAGACUGGAAUCCGAGUAACGCCCGAGUGCAGUGCUUUCGAGAGGUGUAUCCUCUAGUAGCUGAAUUUCUACCAGGAGAUAGGAAAUCGACAGAUGCCAAUGCCAAUAACAGCGCAAAAAACGACAGACUGAUCCAAUUAAUUAUCAAAGGCAUUCUCUACGAAUCCUGUGUGAAUUACUGUCAAGCCAAAGCGACAGGAACCACCGAAUCUCAAUCGCACGAAAUGAAUUUCUCGAGAUUACUUGACGGCAGUGUUGGUUUUAGUGACUCAGAUCUUAGUUUAUUGUCUUGGUUGCAAAGCGUUCCUUCGGAAACGUUCUCUGUACCCUUCGAGCAACGAACCCUCAACGUGGACGUGGAACGUCUGGAAAGACCUUCCUUGGAGACUUCCUGGACCGAGCACAUGCUCGUCACUCCAAUUAAGCCAAAGACGUUCCCGCACUCGGCGAUGCCAUUCACUCGUCCGCGUUCGGCGGCCGAUAUCAUGACCCGUUCCCUCAUGCCGGUGUUGGACGGGUUGCCUUACGGUUUCGCCGGCGGAAGCAGCGCCGGACAGAACGGCAACCCACGUCUCAUGGCUCUCAGCACCGGAGACAUCAACACCAACGGACCCAUGUCCCGAAGUAGUUUCGCCAGUUUUCACCUCACCGGAAUAAAAAACAACAAACUGAUGAACACAUCAGUGGACCGCCUCUUCGAAAACGAGGGCGAAGUGUUCCUGAGUAACAGUUACGCAGAAUUCCAACAACUUCCCUCGAUUCAGGAACAGACAAGUACGCCGAAAUUAAACACACCCACUGGAAAUCAAGCAAAGUCGAAAAGUCCGGAGAGGAAGGUGUCGAACGCCUCGACUCCGGAACAUAAAGGGAGGGAGUCGCCGGCAUCGGUUGGAACAGCGAGGUCUUCAAGGAGGGAUUCUUUGAAUGAGAAACCGAUCGCUCCAGUGGAUAGUGUACCAGCUGGGCCAGUUGAGACGAGUUUAGAUAGGAGUUACAAUGGGGAUCUUUUUAGAGAAUUUCAGAAGCAGAAACAGAAGUUUCAGGAAACGAUGGCGCAUAAGGAACGGGAAAGGGAAGAGUUGUUGCGGCAGAUGAAUCAUGAGAAUAAAUUGAUCGAUGAUUGUAAACAGAGUGCAAAUAAACCGGUAAAUGGCACAUCUGGUCUGAAUCGCAGUACUCCAUCUCCGAAACCUAAUCUAAAUGGAAAUGGAGAUGUUUACAGGGGACUUGCUAAAGCUGAUGGCAGGGACCCUAAGGGACUACAGGAAGGACUCUACGAUGCCGUUAAGCCUGUUCCGAGGAACUCAUCAGAACAAGAUAAUAGCGACAGUAAUGGUGCUAGACCUAGAUUUGUGGCUGUUACAACUUUGGAAGAUGUUCAAGCUGUCAGAUGUGCAGAAUUUCAUCCCGGCGGUCAACUGUAUGCUGUCGGUUCCAAUUCGAAAACUUUACGAAUAUGUGCUUAUCCCAAACUCAGUGACCUCAGGGAAGACCACCAGACAUAUCAGCCGAUGGUCCUCUUCAAGAGAACAAAACACCACAAAGGCUCGAUCUAUUGUCUAGCUUGGUCGCCAAUGGGCGACCUGAUGGCCACCGGCUCGAACGACAAAACCGUCAAACUCAUGCGAUUCAACGCCGACACCUCGAACCUCGAAGGCGAAGAAAUCGAAUUAUCGAUGCACGACGGCACGAUACGUGACUUGUGUUUCCUGGAGGACACCUCGAAUAAAUCAAGCCUUCUGAUCAGCGGUGGAGCCGGAGAUUGCAAAAUUUACGUAACCGACUGCGCGACAGGAACGCCCUUCCAGGCCCUCAGCGGGCACACUGGGCACAUUUUGUCCCUAUACACAUGGGGCGGUGCGAUGUUUGUCAGCGGAUCGCACGAUAAGACUGUACGAUUUUGGGAUUUGCGAACGAGGGGUUGCGUCAAUAUGGUGACGCCCUGUACCAUCCCUGGGUCACGGCAAGGCUCACCUGUGGCGAGUCUUUGCGUUGACCCGUCGGGGAGGCUGCUGGUGUCGGGGCAUGAAGAUAGUUCGUGCGUUUUGUACGAUAUUAGAGGCGGGAGGAGCGUCCAGUGUUUCAAGCCGCAUUCGGCAGAUGUCAGGUCGAUCAGGUUUUCGCCAUCGGCCUACUAUCUACUGUCGGCGGGAUAUGACAAUAAGCUGGUGCUUACUGAUUUGCAAGGUGACCUUACAUUGCCGCUUCCGAGUGUGGUGGUCGCUCAACAUCAAGACAAAGUAAUUUCCGGCCGUUGGCACCCAUCUGAAUUUUCGUUUUUGUCGACUUCUGCUGAUAAAACCGCAACGCUUUGGGCGUUACCGCCAAUGUAGAUUUUUUUAAGAUGUUUAUAAGUCUGAAUUAACCAAUACUCAUUAUUUAUGGCUGCACAUUACUUUAACACUAAAGGUGAAACAAAUCAUAACAUCUGAUUAUUUUGUAGUAUUGUACGUCUUUUUGUCUAACUUCCAUUUCUAGCUGCCAUCGUAGAAAUUGUUGUAUAAAUCGUUUAAAGACACUAGAAGUAGAUGUUAGUCAAGGGAGUCAAGCGAUUUUUUUAAUGUUAAGAAUUUGUAAUCGAGAAUAAAACAGGCUUUCAGUUUUAUCUUAUUGACUGACAUAAUUUAUAUGUAGACACAGUUUGUUAGUAAUUUUAAUUGAUGUAACGUGUCACGUUAAGUUUGUAGAAACUUGUUAAGUUUAACUGGAAGUUAAUCUUCCAGUUUAGUGUUAACAUCUUCAGUUCUAGUGACUUUGAGAGUGCACAACUUUUGGCUUAAGUGUGCUCGGCAUGUUUGCAUUGUUGUGUUUAGUUAUAAAUUAUUGAAAUUUAACAAUGAAUUAAUGUACAUACUAACUUUUAAAGCUUUGUAUAAAAUUAUUGUAAAACGCAGUAUUUAUGUUAUAUCAUGUAAUAUUUAAAACACAAAAUCAUAUUGUUUUUUAAAUUGUAUAUCUUCUAUGUGACUUGUUAAUUUCACAAAUUAAUAAAAAAAUCUAAUGUUUAA